This is a messenger RNA of Candoia aspera, 2464 nucleotides long. It is a transcript of the gene TMEM65, whose product is annotated as transmembrane protein 65. The transcript has 8 exons. NCBI's taxonomy places the organism in Eukaryota, Metazoa, Chordata, Lepidosauria, Squamata, Candoiidae. The record is from RefSeq and is a predicted model, not a curated record. The coding region runs from base 216 to 980 and encodes 254 amino acids. Gene Ontology annotation, biological process: regulation of cardiac conduction; cardiac ventricle development. Gene Ontology annotation, cellular component: mitochondrion.
CUCGCGGGGUUCGUCGCUACUGCCGCCGGAGGGGAGAUGCUGCGGCUGCCGGGAGCCGCCUUCGGGCUCUGACUCGCCGGGACUGCCGGGCAAGGCGCGGCCACCGAGCUCGGCCGGGGUAAGGCUCGGGAGAGACUCAUGAGCACCGCCUUGCCCGCGCCCGGGCGUCGCCGCCCUUCUCCUUCCCAGCGCCGGUAGCCGGGCGGGCGGGCGGCAUGUCGUCGACGUGGCUGAGCUGCCGGCUGGCGCUGCGCUUGGGCUCGGUGGGCCCGGCCGGCUCCUCAGCGCGGCCGUCGCGCCUCGGCGGGUGCCGCUGCCUCCUCCUCCGCCGGCGCCUGAGCGCCCUCCGACGCGCCCCCCGGCCCGGGGACGGACUGUGGCUCCCGCACGCGGCCUCCUGCUCGGGCUCCCCGCGGCCGCUGGGCACGCACCCCAGGAAGGAGCCGAUGGAGGCGCUCAACACGGCGCAGGGCGCGCGCGACUUCAUCUACAGCCUGCACUCGACGGAGCGGAGCUGCCUGCUGCGAGAGCUGCACCGCUUCGAGUCCAUCGCCAUCGCGCAAGAGAAGUUGGAGGUUGCACCACCAUCCACUGGACAACUGAAACAUGUGUUCUUCCACAAUGCAGUACCUUUUGUAGGCUUUGGAUUUUUUGAUAAUGCAAUUAUGAUUGCUGCGGGCACACAGAUAGAGUUAUCAAUAGGGAUUGUGCUUGGAAUUUCUACCAUGGCAGCUGCUGCCUUGGGAAAUCUUGUCUCAGACUUAGCUGGAUUGGGUCUUGCAGGCUACGUUGAAGCUAUGGCUUCCAGAUUGGGCCUUUCAAUUCCUGAUCUCACUCCCAAACAAGCUGACAUGUGGCAAACACGUCUUAGUGCACACUUGGGUAAAGCUAUUGGAGUGACCAUUGGCUGCCUUUUAGGAAUGUUUCCGUUGUUCUUCCUUGGAGAUGAAGAAGACAAAAAACUGGAAGGAAAAAAAUAACCUUUUUACAAUGCUUAUCUACACAUAUAUAAACUAAUGUACCUCAGAUAUACAACUAUGCUGUCAAAGUAUAUAGGAAUUUAGAGACAGUAACAAGCAGCAUGCUAUUUUACAGAAACACUUAACUUAUUGUGGCUUUUGUCUUAGUACAUCUUUUUAUAAGGAGUUUUCCUUUUUUUAAAAGUAAAUUGUUGACAUGUGAUUUCACUUAACACUGAUGGUUGACUUUGACCAUGUCUCCCUCCCUCCCUCCCUCUUCCUUGGUUUCUUUCACCGGGAUUGUUACUUUAAUUACCUGUCAUUGAUGCAGUGUAUAGCUUUUGGUUUUGCAUUUUUCUAAGUCUUUGGAAAUGCAUGGCACAAAUUGCCCUGGAUAUUCAUGGAAUCCUCCACUCCAGACUUCAGUGUAGUUAGGUGACAGGGGCCCUAAGAAAUACCAUGCUGUAGCUUUUUUGCUUUUAUUUACGGUAUCUUGUGGCAAUAAUUGUAUACAGGUGCCUGAAACAAAGCCUGUUAGAACAGGUGUUUACUUGAAAGGAGUGAUGGAGAGGUAUUUGCUGUAUAGUGAGGCCAAGAUACAGACCCAUUUAUGGUCAGUUUUUUUCCCCAGACAAUGCUCAGAGCGAGUCCCUAAGUUAUCCAGGUGGCAGCUUAGAUCCAAGCAACCCUACAAGUUGGUAUCUCCAAUAAUAGCUAACUUGCAACACAACAGACUUGGAAAGCAUUUAAAACAUCUUGCCUCUGCAGCAAGUAGUGGCAGUCUUCAUUCUCAGAUUUCCAUUGUCAGAUAUUCUCACCCGUUGUGCGCAUGACUUGUUUUGCCACAGUAUUUUUGAAAAUCAGGCUUAGUCUCACUUGGCACAUGAACUUCCAACCCUAUUUAGCUUUCUGGAAAAAAAAACACUAAUCAGCCCAAGCUUCAUUCCUGAUUUCAAGGCAUUAGGGAAACAGGGUAAAGGUUCUGUUGGAUGCAGAAGAGGAUGUGGCUGGUUUGAGGCCGUGUACAAGAACAGAAACACAGUGUGAAGGGGAGGCAGUGCUCAAAGAUGAGAGUAGAGGAAUGUUUAGCAGAAGAAUAAAGUAAAGUAUUAAGCCUUGGAAAGAUACAGCUGUCCCCCAAAAUGCGCUGACUUUUGUGUAAAACAAAUCUCUGCCACUGUUGCAUGUGUUCUGCUUUAGCAAUUCAGAAGUAAUGAUAUUUGUGUCCUUGUCUGUGAAUGUUAAUGGGGGAGAAUGGUAAUCUAUUUGGCACUGUCUGGACGAGUGAUUAUUAUGUGCAGACUUCAAUUUACAGAAAUAAACUUGUUUACUUUUCAUUUAAUAGGGUUUCUUUUCAUUUUGCCAUGUUAUGCUUGUAGUUACUGUGCAGCAUUCAAAAGAAUCCUUACAAUUGAAACUUAGUAAAGAGCAUUAUGUCUCCUUGAUUAUGUGGGUAUAUUCUAAGCAUUUUGUUUUUAUUAAAUAAAGAGGACCAUUUGUUCAUC